Molecule: messenger RNA, 1272 nt
Organism: Talaromyces atroroseus
Lineage: Eukaryota; Fungi; Ascomycota; Eurotiomycetes; Eurotiales; Trichocomaceae
Exons: 3
Coding region: 1-1272 (423 amino acids)
Biological process (GO): phospholipid biosynthetic process
Cellular component (GO): membrane
Molecular function (GO): phosphotransferase activity, for other substituted phosphate groups
Source: RefSeq, a predicted model, not a curated record
AUGCCUGGAUUAUUCAGAAUGGUUCAAGCGACCCAGGACUCGCUCUCCGAUGAAGCUCUUUACCCCCUCAAAUCAUACAAGUACUCCAGCGUGGAUAAGUCAUACAUUUCCAGAUAUAUCCUCAAACAUUAUUGGAAUGCCUCUGUCGAGUUCUUACCGUUAUGGAUGGCACCGAACAUGGUAACCCUGCUAGGGUUUUUCUUCAUCAUUGGGAACGUCGCUAUUGUGACAAUGUUUGUGCCUGAUUUAAUCGGGCCGGGACCUUCCUGGAUUUACUUCAGCUUUGCCCUCGGUGUAUGGAUGUACUCGACUUUAGACAAUAUUGAUGGAAAACAAGCCCGUCGAACGGGCACAUCUAGCGGUCUGGGAGAGCUCUUCGACCAUGGCAUCGACUCGCUAAACUGCACACUCGCCAGUUUGCUUCACGCUGCUGCAAUGGGACUCGGUUCGACGCAACUCGGUGCUUUCACCGCUCUAAUCCCUUGCUUGCCCAUGUUCUUUUCGACGUGGGAGACAUAUCAUACGCAUACACUGUAUCUUGGUUACUUUAAUGGGCCUACCGAGGGAUUGCUCAUUGCCAUUGCGAUUAUGAUUGCAUCCGGAAUUUACGGCCCUCUCAUCUGGCGCAACCAGGUGGCCGACGUUUUUGGACACCCAGAGUUAUUCGGAACACACACAUUCUUGGACUUUUGGGCAGGCAUUGUUUUUGGUUCUUUCUUAAUCGCGCAUCUGCCGGCAUGCGUCUACAAUGUUGCCCAGGCUCGCCGGCGGCAGGGUCUGCCAGUUCUCCCGGUUUUCCUGGAGUGGACAUCAAUAGCCGUGUUUACAUUCUCAGUGGUGGCAUGGUUAUUCUCCCCCUACUCGACUCUGCUGGCUAAUAACCAUUUGGUCCUCUUUUGCAUUGUCAUGUCUUUUGUUUUCGGCCGCAUGACCACCAAGAUCAUCUUGGCGCAUUUAAUCAGAAAGCCAUUCCCUUACUGGACGGUGAUGCUCACUCCGUUGAUCGGCGGUGCCAUCCUUGGGAACCUGCCUCGCUUCGGCUUGCCGGCGAUCAGCGCUGGGCUUGAGCUUUGGUACCUCCGUUUAUACCUAGUCUUCGCCUUUGUGGCCUACAUGCACUGGGCGUUCCUGGUGAUCAACAGAAUCACCACAUUUCUGGGCAUUAACUGCUUGACGAUCAAGGAAAACAAGUCCAUCGCGAGGGAUAUCGUCUACCGCAAUUUUGGUGAGCCCAAAUCGAACGGCGAUAAAGGCGGUUUCAAGCAUCACUAA